AUGGCGAGCGUGGUGGUGAAGACAAUCUGGCAGUCCAAAGAAAUCCAUGAGGCUGGGGACCCCCCCGCGGGGGUCGAGAGCCGCUCCCAGCUGGUCCCCGAGACUCCUGGGGGGGUAACCAGCCCAGUCAAGGGGAUCGCGAAGAAAAAGAAGGCUGUGUCGUUCCACGGGGUUGAGCCGCGGAUGUCCCAUGAGCCGAUGCACUGGUGCCUGAACCUCAAACGGUCCUCAGCCUGCACCAAUGUGUCCCUGCUCAACCUGGCGGCCAUGGAGCCCACCGACUCCUCGGGGACAGACUCAACCACGGAAGACAGCAGCUCACUGGCACUGCCCGUGCCCCCUGCCUCCCCUACCCCACCCUGGGCCCCAGAUGACCCAGACAUCAUGGAAAUACUGAGUGGGGUCAACAGUGGAUUGGUGCGUGCCAAAGAUUCCAUCACCAGCUUGAAGGAGAAGACCACCCGGGUUAACCAGCACGUGCAGACGCUGCAGAGUGAGUGUUCUGUGCUGAGUGAGAAUUUAGAGAGAAGGCGGCAAGAGGCGGAAGAACUAGAAGGGUACUGUAGUCAACUCAAGGAGAACUGCCGGAAGGUGACCCGGUCGGUGGAAGAUGCUGAAAUAAAAACCAACGUCCUGAAGCAGAACUCUGCCCUGCUGGAGGAGAAGCUGCGCUACCUCCAGCAGCAACUGCAGGAUGAGACUCCAAGGAGGCAGGAGGCAGAGCUACAGGAGCUGGAGCAGAAGCUGGAGGCUGGCCUCUCCAGGCACGGCCUGGGCCCCGCCACCCAGCCCUCAGGCUGCUCCGGUCCACCCGGGAGCCCCGACGAACCCCCGCGACCGCGAGGCCUGGCCUCAGGCGGCUGGGGAAUGGGGCCCCGGCCAGGGGAGGGCCCCAUCGUGAGCGAGCAAGAGCUGCAGAAGGUCUCUGCCGGCCUGGAGGAGCUGAGGAGGGAGGUGUCUUCGCUGACCGCCCGGUGGCAUCAGGAGGAGGGAGCCGUGCAGGAGGCCCUACGGCUGCUUGGGGGUCUGGGUGGCAGGCUCGACGGCUUCCUGGGCCAGUGGGAGCGGGCGCAGCGCGAACAGGCGCAGACCGCGCGGGGCCUGCAGGAGCUGCGGGGCCGGGCGGACGAGCUGUGCACCAUGGUGGAGCGGUCUGCAGUGUCUGUGGCUUCACUGAGGAGCGAACUGGAGGGACUGGGCCCAGUGAAACCAAUUCUGGAGGAGCUUGGACGGCAAUUUCAGAGCUCUCGGAGAGUGUCUGACCUCUCUCUGAACCUGGAUCGGGGAGCCCAAGGCUCCUGUACCCGCUGUGCCAGCCAGGGACAGCAGUUGUCCACGGAGUCCUUGCAGCAGCUUCUGGAACGAGCGCUGACCCCGCUAGUGGACGAGGUGAAGCAGAGAGGCCUGGCUCCUGCCUGCCCCAGCUGCCAGAGGCUACAUAAGAAGAUUCUGGAGCUGGAGCGCCAGGCCUUGGCCAAACACGUCAGGGCAGAGGCCCUGAGCUCCACCCUUCGGCUGGCCCAAGACGAAGCCUUGCGGGCCAAGAACCUGCUGCUGACGGACAAGAUGAAGCCGGAGGAGAAGGUGGCCACUCUGGACUAUCUACACUUGAAAAUGUGCUCCCUCCACGAUCAGCUCAGCAACCUGCCACUUGAGGGGUCCACGGGGACAAUGGGGGGAGGAAGUGGUGGGGGAACUCCCCCAAAACGUGGGGGCCCAACCCCUGAGCAAUAA
This is a messenger RNA of Rangifer tarandus platyrhynchus (Svalbard reindeer), 1734 nucleotides long. NCBI's taxonomy places the organism in Eukaryota, Metazoa, Chordata, Mammalia, Artiodactyla, Cervidae. The record is from the annotation of a GenBank genome assembly.